AUGGCUCCUGUUCCGGUCGUUGAGCUCAGAGAGCUCGAAUCUUGCUCGCCCAACAUUGUUUACGGUGAUCCAAAAGGUUCAUAUCUGGCUGCCGUGAUUUUGGCUGCGAAUUUGGCAAUAAUGAGUGUAGCCUCUAUUUCGCUGUGUUUAAUAGCGAGGCAGCGUAAAAGAAAGCUCCAAUCCGCCCAACGCAAUGCUUUGAAAUAUCAAGCCAUAGUACAGACUGCGCAGGCCGAAGCACUUGAAUCGCAGCACAGGGCUGGGAAAUAUCAAACAGAGAAUAUUAGUCUGUCUAAAGCCCUGGAGCAGUUGCAAAGGCAUUCUGUCGAACCCAGUGGUAAUCAUCAUAGCUCUACUCGAGCCAGUUCAUUAGCUAAGGAGUCAGCGAAGCAUCUUCAGAUAGUGCCUCCAGCAAAUUGGCAGAAGCCUGGCAACUCACCGCUUAGACAGGUAGAGCCAGUCUCGCCGGUAAGUUCCACGGCCUCAAGCGAAUAUGAAGGCUUCUCCGAGAGUGCACCCUCAAAUGAUGGUUACUAUAGCUCUAAUGACCAGACCUUCACUGCUCGAACAGAGAGAAUGGUGGCGGAAAUCCGUGCUGAACAAGAUGGCUCUAAUCGCGUGUCCGAUAGGCCACCCCAGAUUCCUCGCUAUUCCUUCCAAGGAAGUGGUCAGUGA
Molecule: messenger RNA, 675 nt
Organism: Fusarium mangiferae
Lineage: Eukaryota; Fungi; Ascomycota; Sordariomycetes; Hypocreales; Nectriaceae
Exons: 1
Coding region: 1-675 (224 amino acids)
Source: RefSeq, a predicted model, not a curated record